This is a messenger RNA of Cricetulus griseus (Chinese hamster), 642 nucleotides long. The record is from RefSeq and is a predicted model, not a curated record. Lineage: Eukaryota; Metazoa; Chordata; Mammalia; Rodentia; Cricetidae.
AUGUGGGGUCAAACUCCUGAAAGUCAGUUAUGCAGGAACAGCAGUCAGAACCCUUCCCCGUGUCUCAUCCUUAGACUUGACCACAUUGUGAUGACUGUAAAGAACAUCGAAGACACCACCAUGUUCUAUUCCAAGAUCCUGGGCAUGGAGGUCACUACUUUCAAGGGAGACCGGAAGGCAUUGUGUUUUGGAGACCAAAAAUUUAACUUACAUGAGGUGGGAAAGGAAUUUGAGCCCAAAGCAGCUCACCCCAUCCCGGGCUCCCUGGAUAUUUGUCUGAUCACAGAAGUGCCUUUGGAGGAGGUGAUCCAGCGCCUCAAGGCAUUUGAUGUCCCCAUUGAGGAGGGCCCAGUCUCCCGAACAGGAGCAAAAGGACCUAUUAUGUCCAUCUACUUCCGAGAUCCUGAUAGAAAUCUCAUUGAGGUGUCCAACUAUGUGAUCUCAUGAUUGACACCUGCCUUCCUCCAUUCUGUUCCUCAAGAUGUCAUCUUAUCCCUCAUUUCCUGCAAGUUCCAGAAACCUCCAAGAACUGAGAACUUUGGCACUUCACCGAUCCUACAAAGGGGCCCUAAGACAGGUUUAUGUCCAAACUUUUGUUGUCUAGACAGCCUCCAUCUAAAGCUACUCCAAUAAAUGACUAAU